CAGAAACGACACGCUGUACGUCACAAAUGGUGAUUUGGCAUAGUGGGGCUUCAGAUUUGUUUGAGGAUAGGCUGUAUCAUCUAGUAGUAGUGUGUAUUAUCCUUGGUCGGCAUUAUUCCAUUAAUCCAAUUCACGUGGCUCCGGUUUAACAAACCACAACAUACCGCACAAAUUCGAGUGAGAUAAAAAGCUUGUUCGCCCCUUGCUCCGAUUUCUCGUGACGAAUCACCUAGUAGCUCCAAUCUCUAAUCUUUGAACUUUUGUCGACUACUACAACGCGAUAUUUUUGAGGUUAACUGUUAACUUUUGUUUGAUUUUUUCGGCUUGGGUUUGUAUCUCGAUUCUUGUUCAAUCUAGGGUUUCAUCAAUUUAAAACCGUUUAUUUUACCCAUUUUAUACCGAAAAAGCCUAGUAAAACAUGUCAAAAGCUCAUCCACCAGAAUUAAAAAAGUUCAUGGACAAGAAACUAUGCUUGAAACUCAAUGGGGGCAGACAAGUUACUGGCAUUUUGCGGGGUUUUGACCCUUUCAUGAACUUGGUCGUAGACGAGAGUCUUGAGGAAGGUAGAAAUGGCUCCAAAAAGAACAUCGGCAUGGUGGUGAUCAGAGGCAACAGUAUUGUGAUGUUAGAGGCACUGGAUCGAAUCUAGAUUUUCCACUUUCUUUUAGAUUAAGGUUGUAUACUUGAUAUGUAAUUUGUAUUUCUCAAUGGUUACGGUUGCUUAUGUAGCUCAAGAUCCAAUUAAAAUAAGCCAAAGUGCUCUUUCUAAGUGUUUCUCAGUAUCAUUAUUAUUUAUAACUCAAUAAACCAUACAUGGGCAACUAAAUCUAAGAUGGUCAUCUUAAAAAUGGUGUUUAAUUAUUUUUGAAUUAUUAAAAGAAUUUUGGUAGAAAUAA
Ceutorhynchus assimilis (cabbage seed weevil) is the source of this 896-nucleotide messenger RNA. NCBI's taxonomy places the organism in Eukaryota, Metazoa, Arthropoda, Insecta, Coleoptera, Curculionidae. The record is from the annotation of a GenBank genome assembly.